This is a messenger RNA of Pelodiscus sinensis (Chinese soft-shelled turtle), 5846 nucleotides long. Lineage: Eukaryota; Metazoa; Chordata; Testudines; Trionychidae. The record is from RefSeq and is a predicted model, not a curated record.
CUGAAAAGCAUCAUAAGAGCCUCUGGAUACAGAUACUCAGCUGCAGCAACAAGACCAGAAACAAGAGGAUUACUGCUGAAUGGUGAAAUAUGAAACAAAUGUGAGGAAGCAGCAUGGAGCUAAGGAGAGGAAAGACCUUCAUAAAAUCGAGUUUGCAGCUGACCUCUGAGAAAGCACCAUUGAUAGAUGCGAUUCCUACAGACAAGGAUGGUCUAGGAAAAGACAAAAGGGCAGCAGGUGAGGGGACCAAAAGCGAAGCAGAUGUCCAGCCGGCGUGUUUGUCCACACACAAAAGUGAUAGAUUUUCCAAUAGAACAACAAGGAGCGGGGCUAGUGAAAACUUCCUAGCAGCACCUGGGUCUUCCUACAAACUGGUAAGGAAGAGUAAAACCCAUGACUGUGUGCUAGGGGGAGAGAAAACAGAACGAUGCAGCCACAGUGAUAAAGGUGAGAAGGAGGGCUCUUCAGCUGCAGGAAGAAGUAAAGGGCGUCUCAUCAAUAGCAUCAGCUUUUCUGGGGUGGGGAGCACCCUGAAUUGCAGUGACAAGAAAGAGGCCAUGGUCAGUCCAAGUCAGUCCACUUGCAGCAGUCAGCAGAUGAUAGAUUAUAGAAACUUUGCGCCACAGAUGCCUUUUGUACCAGCGGUAGCAAAAAGCAUCCCCAGGAAGAGGAUUUCCCUUAAGAGAUCUAAGAAAGGGCUCAGAGAUAUAUUUCACAUUAAAAAAAACAAACCUGAGAGCCUAACGCUGCUAGUUGAGAAGGGCAAGAGGCUGCCUUCUCCAGCUUGCAAGAGUGAGCUGCCAGGCAGGCUGGGGAAGUACCUUUUCAAACCCAGAGAAGCCUUUGCAGCUGACUGCUUGGCACAAGACUUCUCCGACAGCGAAAUGCAGUCUGACUCCUCCCACGACUACUGCCACGCUCUGUGUGAAGAUGUUGCUUCUCUGAAGAGCUUCGAUUCUCUCACUGGCUGUGGGGAGAUCUUUGCAGACGAGAGCUCUGCUCACGUGGAGCUGGAGAACAGCAGAGAAGUGCGGAUGAGGCGAUCCAAGGCCAAAGAGAGCCCCGUCCUGGGGUCUUUUCAAGGAGGGGUGGAACAGCUGGCAUCCCCUGCCCAAAACGAAGCAGCUGAUUUUGCAAAAUUUUGGGACAAUAUCAACAAGUCGGUGCGAUUACACCAGAGCACGUUAUUUGAUAGAAGGUUGUUGAAGAUACCCAGCCCUGAUUUGGAAAAGAGUAAACAUGAGGCUCCUGCUUCAGUGACUGACCUGCUGGUAUCACCUGACAAAGAUCUUGACAGUUCCAAAGAAAGCUCUGUAGAUACAGGGACGCCAAAAAGUGAGCACCAAGAAUCCACCUCCACCAGCGAUGAGGGAUACUAUGAUUCAUUCUCUCCUGGGCAGGAUGAGGACACGAAAGAGACCCAGACUCCUGGGGUUCCAGGUAGAUUUCCAAGAGAUAGUUACAGCGGCGACGCCCUUUAUGAACUUUUCUAUGAUCCCAAUGAAGCCAAAAUAAGCCCUGUCCUAGACGAUGAGCUAUGUAUGUCUGAAAGCAUUUCAGAGCAGGCCAUUGAAAUCCCUUUGUCAAUUUACAGCUUUCAUGUGGGAGCAGAGGAAAAUUUGGCUUCACAGCCAGCUGCAGACAUUAUUAGCCAGGGGUUUCUUCACAGCACGUGGAAAGGUAAGGAAUGCUUGUUAAAGCUCUGUGAUACUGAACUUUCACUGACCAUGGGGAUAAUAAACUGGCUGCGAAAAAACCCAGGGUUCAUUUCCCCCACUGACCCGAUCAGGAGUCCUGAAUUGCAGAUGGAAAACAGUGGAGAUCCAUUGGUCUCUUCUAGUCCCAGUCCAUGCUGGAGUGAGGACAGAGCAUCUGAGGAAGAAACACAAGCCAAAGGAGAAACAGAUACUUCUAAUCCAAAGCCUUCUUUGGGUGAUGAGAAUAAUACGGCCCAGAUGUGUGUAGAGGCCAUGGCUGAAAAAGAUGGAAGGGAAGUUUCUUGGCCUCACAUAGCUAAUGGGCAUUCUCAGGAAAGGGAAGGAAACUACUCUGAAGAUUCGUGGACUGUGUCUGGGCUUCAGGAAGCCCACUGCACACCCAGUAAUGUGCCAAGAUCACAAGCUCUUGGAGGCACUUUAGGGACCAGUUUGCCCGAGAAAGAGAAGAUGCCAGUUUCAGGAGAAUGCAAGGGACCUGAAGAUAAAGCCCCAUUAACAGGGGACGCGAACAUGGAGCCUGCUUGCCAGAGCUGUCAAAAUGAUAGCCAGGAAGUGGAAUCCUGUUGUUCCUAUAUGACUGCAGCAACCUCCCCGAUGGAUUCCCUAGAGACAGUAGCUGACAAUAAAACAAUCUAUCAUUCUUUGGCUAUUUCCUGCAACACACCAAUGCAGCCUCUUACUCUGAGACAUUUUCAAAGCUACAUCAGUCCCACACAGAGGGAAAGCGAUACUACUAUAGUGCAUCUUCUGGAACGGUGCGUCACUCAAGUUGCAUCCUUAAAAAUCAGCUACGAAAACAAACAUCUGGAAGACAAAUGCAUCGGGAAUGAAAUGAACAACAUCAUUUGUAAGAUGUCUCAGUACAAAAACAAAAUAUUGUUGCAAAACGAAUGCCACUGUGUUAGCCCGAGUUUAGAGUGCCCUGGUGUCCCUCACACAAACCAAGAUAAUUAUGAGAUGGGGCUCAAAGCUAGCAAUCCAUAUCAGCAGAAACAAAAUAAGGAACUAAUUUGCUUGAAAGAUCAGAAAUGCAAAAUAAAUAUUUUCGAUCACAUGAGUCAGGUCACCGGGAGUAAGAUAAAUUUUGAAUAUGCCCAGCUAAAUAAUCAAGCCCUCUCUUACAUAAAAGACUUUAGGCUUGAGCACAGUCCAAGUGACUCUAACAGCAUGACACCUCUUAAUAGGCCAACAUUUUUACCUCUCUUCAACUCUGUCUGCUCGGCUGUACCCUGUGAUUUUUCACAAGCCUGCACAAACAGUUCCCUGGACAAACCAAUGCAAAGUAAUGAAUCUAAGCAGAGCAGCACAUCCUCAUGCAGCUACACAGAAGGAUUCCACCAAGGACUCUGUCAAGGAGCCACUCUCCCUAAUAACCCAGAGGUGACUACCACAGACAGAGCAGUGACUGGCAAGACCCAGUAAUGACACACCACAGUAACAAGGUACAACACUGAAGAAACCAACUGUAAAAGUGAUAGCUUUCUGCCGGUGUGUUUACAUGAAGCAAGUCACAAUGGAGGUCAAUCCAGUGUCAUAAGCAACAAGAACGUCUCACCAAGGCCAUGCCUACACAGCAACAUUAUUUUGAAAUAACUAGCAUUAUUUCAAAAUAACUUAGUCUGUGUCUACACAGCAGGCAGUUAUUUCAAAAUAAUGUUGAAAUAUUGUCAAGCUAGCGGACGUCUUACUCUGACUCUUGUAACCCUCGUUGUGUGAGGUAUAAGGGAAGUCGGAGGAAGAAUGCUCUAUUUUGAAAUAAGUGCUGUGUAGAUGCUCCUAAUUUCAAUAUAAACUAUUUUGAAUUAAGCUACACAAAUGACAUAGCUCAAUUUGUGUAGCUUAUUUCGAGUUAAGCCCUGCUGUGUAGAUGCAUACCAAGAGACCCAGUGAAGACCUCAUACUGGAAAGUUGUCCUACUCUUCAUUUUAACAACAAAUAUUGUUAGGAGCUUACACACACCUCCUUAAAUUGAGGUUUGCAAAUGGGCAAUAAACAUGCUCCAUUUUUCAAUUGCAAUGAGAUUAUGGUGAAAAUAGUUUCAUGACAUGAAUGUAAAUGAAAAAUAUUGCACCACAUGACAAAGUCUUUCAGGCAACUGAAAACACACAAUAUAGGGUUUUUUUUGAAAAUGCAAGAAUGUGUCUAAUAAGCACUCACUUGGUUUAGAUAAUUUAGAAGAUUUUCAUUCUUUUGGAUAGUGUAAAUAUUGUGAAUUUCUACUGAUCUUCACAGAAAUUCUUAAUAGUUUAAUCAUCUUAAACUUGAUCAUGAAGGUUACAUUUGUAUACUGAGGUUUACCACUUAGUUUAAUUUUUUUUUGUAAACGUGGAGGUAAAAAUACUAAAAAGUAUAAAAUGCUCUGCCCUGGAUUCUCCAAAGAAGUUUGUUUACUAUGUAUCCUAGUUAUAAAGGGUUGUGUUUCAGAAUGACAACUAAAAAGUUGUUACUUGUUCUAAGGCAAGAAAAACACCCUAUUUAACUGUCAAACAAUGAUUUUAUUUCAUUCCAAAAAGUCUUAUUUUUCUAAUUAGAACCCAGUUAGAUAUACCACUAACUUCACUUUCAUUUUCUAUGAAAAAACCUCUUAAGAGGGUUUAACUUAAGAUAACUUAUUUUCAAGAAGUGCUUAACUGCAAGGUGUCACAUACUAUAAGGACGCAGAAUUAGAGUGAUUGAAACUGGAUACAUAAAAAUUCUAUGGGCAGUGGGACUAGUGAUCUAAUGGUCCCUUCUAGCCUUAUAAUCUAUGAAAAGAACAUUAGAUCAUCUACGUCAGUAACCUGCCUCAAAUAUGGUUUGUCAUCUGAUGCUUUGUGGAAGAGAAAAAAAUUAUCCAUAAUGCAAGUAGACAAUUAUAUGUUGUAAUAUGUGGAGAUGAAUGAGGUGAGGAAAGAGGAUUCUUUCCUGGUCCCCCAUUUUAUUCCUUGAAGCAUGAGAUGUGAUUACCCUUUGCUUGAAAAUGUAUGGCUGCUAGUCAGCUUCUGUGGAUGGCUUUUUAAAAGGAUGGAUAAUGUAGUGACUAUUAUCUAAAUUUUGCCAAAUUUGAAUUGGUACAAAAGAACCUAAUGCACUGAAUUUCAUGUCACAGGUCCAGAUAUAGUGCAUAGUUUCCUCUUUCAUGGGUAGUUAUGAAAUAAAUCCCACCCACUAGGGUCUCCGAGGUUUCCAGUAAAGGACAUCUUCAGGAUGGAAACAUUUGCCACAAAGAACAUGUCCUCUACACUACAGAGGAACAGUCAUGACCUUCCUUUGUUGCCAGAUAUAGGCAACUGUGGGCAGCUAAGAAUUUACCAUUUAGAAUGUAAAAAGUCUAAAAUCACAAACCAUUAAUCACAGAGGCACCCCUUCAGAAAUGCUAACAUGACGCUCUAGCUGGGGGCUCAUCAAAUAAUAAUGAAGCUCAACAAAAGGGGUUGUGUAAGAACCAAACUGAAUUCUCUUUUCUUGUAUUGAGUUGGCCUCUUUUAUCUUCAUUAUGUUUACUUCUAAACUGUUCUUGCAAUACUGAAGGCCAAUGAGAGCAUGAGGCCAGAAUUUCUUCACAGAGUAAUACAUGCCAAACCUGCCCUUUUAAACACUGUAGCCUUAAUAAAAUAUCAUCCCAACCCUUCAAAAUGAUCAGGUUUCAUUGCCUUAAAAUCAGUGAUACUACCCGCUUUCCAAUUCUUAAAAGAACAAGGCAUGCAAGAUGCAAAUUCCCAAUGGAAGGCAUGUUGGAAAAAAUACUGUUUUUAAAAGGCCCACACCUUUCAGGGCUCAUUGGUGUAUCAUAAACAAGCCAACCAAGGACACCAAGGCACCAUUUCUUCUUUCCUCUAAAGAUCAUUUUUAAAGCACAAGAGUCUCCAGAUUAAAUUCUCAGUGGAGUUUUGAGACUUGGCAAAACCCUGGAAGUCUGCAAAUUCAAAUCACUUGUAUGAAUGAGCGCAAUCUUAUUGAUUCUGAAGAAGCUGGGACCUCUCAUGCCACUGAUGAAAAUGUCAGGUGUUAAAAUGAGAUUAAAAAUAAAGUUAAUAAGAUGUAGAUUAUGUUUUAAGGGCCUGGUUUUAGAAUUUUAUACAUCAAGUAAAAACAGUUUGGCUACGUAUAGACUGGCAUGAUUUUCCGCAAAUGCUUUUAAUGGAAAAG